CAAAGGCACUGUGCAAUGCAGUUAAUCAUAUAUUCAAUAAACAAAGACCCGAAGACUGGUGGAGAAAAAAAGAAAAAGUGACUUACGUUGAAUUCAACUAGUUAAUGAAACUGUCAAUGGUUGGAACCUUGAAAAGUGAUCAACGAUUGAUUCAACUAGUUCGUUGUAUAAACGCCCAUCCCUAAUUAUCUAUGAUCCUUCAUGCUUGUCACUUGUCGUACAUAAUAAUUUUAGCAAAAUACGAGGUUUAAGUUUUUAACUUAUAUUAUUGUAUAAUUAAGUGUACUUUAUACAACCACAAUCGUGACAAAAAUAUCUUUCUAUAUACCAUGGAAGAGGAGGGAGUAACUUAUUGUCUUUUAUGCGCUCAAAUAAAAUGUUUCAGUAAGUUAAUAAAUUUGCACACCAGUGGAAUAUUACACAAAACUGCAAUUAAAUUGUCCCGUUUGAAUAUUUCAUACGAUGAUCUUGACGGCGAAAAAUUACCAAGAAUGAUAUGCAUUUCUUGUAUGGAAAAAUUGGACAAAGCUUUCGAAUUCGUUUCGGAAGUAGACAAUGCAUUGGCUAUAUUGAAAGAAUUAUAUGUAAACAAAAUAAAAACGGAAGAUAACUCCAUAGAAAAUCAAGUGAUUGAUGAACUAGAUAGCAUAUCCGAGUACAGUGUACACAUUAAGCCAGAAGAUACCCAAUCUUCAGACUCUGAAGCAAGUUGUGAUUCACUAGGUAAGAAACGCGAUACUUCUAGUGAAAGGUCUCUCAGCGAUGUAGUGGAAAAAAAAUCCGACAAUUUUUCAAAACAGUUAACUUGGAAUGAUUACAUAUGGACCUGUGCAUACUGUGAAACACAGUUUUCUACACUUGAAGAACUUCAAACACAUUCAAUGCAAUAUCAUCAAUGUUGUAAUGCCUACAAAUGCUAUGACUGUAAAAUAUGGAGGAUGAACUUGAAAGAAUUCAUAAUCCAUGUGAAAAGUCAUAAGAAAUAUCUUAAAGUGGUGUGUCAUAAAUGUAAUAAGAAAUUUAUGUUUGAACGUCAUGUACAUAUACACUUAAAAACUGCACAUGUAACAAAAUCACCGUUUCUUUGCCUGGGAUGUGACAUUGAUUUUCAAAAUCAGGAAGAACUAAGUAAGCAUAGACAGGCAUUCUAUAAAAAUAAGCAAAGGAAAAAUAAUAUUCCAUUAAGAAUAAAGUCUAAUACAAAUGACUUAUUUUGUAUUACUUGUAAAAAAUCUUAUAAAUCAAAAGUAUCACUACAUGCUCAUUUAUUAACUCACACUGACAGAAAAAGAGAGCACAUUUGUGAGAAAUGUGGGAAGGGAUUCUUCAGGAAACGUGAUCUAGCAGAACACACCAUAGUACACGAGGAUGAACGCAGACAUCAAUGCAAGUUAUGUCCAAUGAAAUUCAAAUCUUUAUAUACCUUGAAGCAGCAUGUAGCUAUCCAUAGUGAAGAAAAACCAUUUAAAUGUGAUGAAUGUGGGCGAGAAUUCCGUCUGAAAAAUCAUUUGGCUUCACACAGUAAUAUUCACAAUGACACCCGACCUCAUGAAUGCACUUAUUGUGAUAAAAAAUUUCGACUGAGGGGGACACUUUAUGUCCAUCUACGACAGCACACUGGAGAAAAACCAUAUUCAUGUGAUAUAUGUGUUCGGAAGUUUACAAAUUGGCCUAAUUACAAUGUACACAUGAAAAGAAUGCACAAAAUGAAUAUGGCCAAAAAGAAGUUAUCUGUAAAAAGCCCAUAAAUAAAGUACACACAGUAAACAAAUG
This is a messenger RNA of Papilio machaon (common yellow swallowtail), 1773 nucleotides long. Its product is annotated as zinc finger protein 664. The record is from RefSeq and is a predicted model, not a curated record. Lineage: Eukaryota; Metazoa; Arthropoda; Insecta; Lepidoptera; Papilionidae. The transcript has a single exon. Gene Ontology annotation, molecular function: RNA polymerase II transcription regulatory region sequence-specific DNA binding; DNA-binding transcription factor activity, RNA polymerase II-specific; zinc ion binding. Bases 330 to 1748 code for a protein of 472 amino acids. Gene Ontology annotation, biological process: regulation of transcription by RNA polymerase II. Gene Ontology annotation, cellular component: nucleus.